This is a messenger RNA of Linum trigynum, 5112 nucleotides long. The record is from the annotation of a GenBank genome assembly. NCBI's taxonomy places the organism in Eukaryota, Viridiplantae, Streptophyta, Magnoliopsida, Malpighiales, Linaceae.
ACAUAAAAUACUUGUACAAUACCUUAAGAAUUAAGAUUGAUGUACAAAUACGAGGUUAAAAGUGUGCUACACAAAAAAUGAUGAUCAGUGUUCUAUAUUGUCAUAAUCAUAUAAAUGGUUUUGAGAAUUUUAGAUAAGGGAUUGAAAAUCUGCACAGGCAACAACCACGAUCACAAAAUAUGAUUUCUCAAGUCUAGAGAAUCUCUUCGUUGUCGCGUAUUUGACACCUUAUUUGCACUCAUAAAAAAAGUAUAAUACACAAUUUGAAUCGGCUACAUAUUCCUCUUUUCUAUUUCUUGAUUUUUUGCGUCACUUGUCCAAAAAUCUUAAAUGUCAGAGUGCUUUCACACUUAAGUGUGUUUUACUUUUAUCAAAGAAAAGGAAUGCAUUUCCCAAUUUGUCGCUAGUAUUAUAGUUGAGUGGCCAAUACCAUAGUUGCUAGUGCUACCAGAAGAAACAAAAAUUAUAUUCAAUGUGCAGCUAGUUAUAAAUAUUUGUUGAUGAUUAAGAGUGAUAGUAACAAGCACAAAAGAUUAAAUCGAGAAUUUAGUCUACCGUGUCCGUAUCACUAAUAUUGAUUAUAUGAUCUUAAGUAUAUUUUGUAUAAAUAAAAAGGAAGGUAUUUUAGAAUACCUUUAUUUGGUUUGUUGCAUUUGCAUACUUGAACAUUGACCAAGUAUGCAGCAGACAACUAUUUUUUUUACUUUCUUCUUCUUCUUCUCUGUUUCUUCCUCUACCAAUCCUCGAACCAGGGUGGCGGAUCCAGCGGCACAAUAACAUUUGCACCUAGCUUUCUCGCCAACAGGUCACUGAAGGAUCAGUGCUCCAUUGCCACUCAAUUGCCCAUUCGAAAGUCAAGUAACACAUACAGAGCUUGGCCUAAUUUGCAUCCAUGUCUGUAAAUGGAAGCAAAUCCCUUCCAACCAAAAGCUGAGUGCUUUGCUGGAUAUGGCGAUGUUCUUCAUUUUAUAUUGAUAAAGAAAUGGAUGAUGAAAAUGUCAAAAAGAAAGGUAUUUUGGAAUACCUUUAUUUAGUGUGUCGCAGUUGCAUACUUGGAUUGGAUAAUACUCUCUGGAAUACCAUUACCCAAGUAUGACAGCAAACGACUGUUUUGGUUUCUGUUGGUUUCUCUGCUGCUGCUGCUGCUGCUACCAAUCCUCGAACCAUGGCGGCGAGAACCAGCUGCAACGAUAGCUAGCUCCGUGCCUCGCCUUCCCGCCACCAGGUCAACAAAGGAUCAGUGCUCCGUCGCAGCUCAGUUCCUUACUUAAACCACUUGAGAGCAAGCAACUCCAUGAAAAUUGCUGCUCUGAUCGCAAGCCAGUGAGAAACGAGCGAUCAACCUAAUUGGCUUCAAUGGCUGGAAAUGGAACCAACAAACACAGACAGCUUUGACAACAAAGUGGAAAGGGGGAAAACCCCAUCAAUCGGAGCAGCUCCGGCAACGAAUCAGGCCGUUCUCGUUGAAAUCAAGGCUCCGCCGGAGCCUUUCUUCGUCUUCAUCGAACACCUUCUGCUUCAUGCUUCCAUUCAAGUCACAAAUCUAUCAAUAACCGAAGUUCAGUGAUUAGUUUGCUAGUGGAAAAAAGUUUGGGCAUCACAUACAUAAUUGACCAGAAUAGUUAGACCAAGACCCGCGGCUCGGAGGCACACUGCCUGCAGCAGCUAUCUCAGUCUCAGCAGCUGCAUAGACGGCGGCAGAGGCAGAGAGUUAGAGAGGCGAGUCAGACGACGACGGCGACUUUGAACCGGUGAGAACAUGUCGGAGGUAGGAGGAGCCGUAGCGGUGGAGGACGAGGAGCGCCGCCGUCAAAGGACGCUGGAAGAGGCUCUCGAGGUCCAGUCUCUCCGCCGUAUCAUCAGCGCCUACCUCAACUAUCCUGAAGCAGCAGAAGAAGAUGUCCGAAGGUACGAAAGAUCUUUCAGAAAGCUUUCACCUGCACACAAGGCUUUGCUGGCUCACUACCCUAUGAAGUUUCAGAAACUACGUUGCUGUAUUGCGACGAAUUCUUAUUUCAUAUUCAACAUGCUUCAGGCUUUUGAGCCGCCUCUAGAUAUGAGCCAAGACAUGGAUUGUUGUGAUGACUUGCAUCACGAGCACUCAUCCGGAAAUCAUUGUUUAUCAGAACAGAGGAAUUCUUGCUGUUCGCCUGCUCCAGGUAGUGGAGCUAACUGUUGUUCCAGGCCUGAAGAGGCAUGCCAUGGAGAAGGGAGCCAUAUGCAUAAGAUGUCAACUGGAGAGCCUAUUAGUGAGACCCAGGAAACCACAAUUGAAGGUUCCGAUGACUGUCCUGUGGACAGUGGCCGGAGUGGUGGAAAUGACAGAGCAACAUUACAACAGGGACCUGAUGCCUCCGAAUGCAAUGGCGAUGUCGGCGCUCCCAAUGAUUGGUUGGAUCCAUCAAUUCAGUUGCAUGUUCCCCUUGUUGAUGUUGAUAAGGUCCGUUGUAUCGUAAGGAAUAUAGUUAGAGACUGGGCUGCAGAGGGACAAAAAGAACGUGAUGAAUGCUAUAAACCUAUUCUUGAAGAACUAGAUUCUCAAUUUCCCAAGCGUUCUAAGGAGAGGGCUCCUGCUUGUUUAGUUCCUGGUGCUGGACUUGGCCGACUAGCAUUGGAGAUUUCACGCUUGGGUUUUAUGAGUCAAGGAAAUGAAUUUUCUUACUACAUGAUGAUAUGCUCGAGUUUCAUUCUUAAUCAUGCUGAAACUGUUGGGGACUGGACAAUAUAUCCUUGGAUCCAUAGUAACUGUAAUUCACUUUCAGAUAGUGAUCAACUUCGUCCUGUGCCAAUACCAGAUAUUCAUCCUGCGAGUGCAGGGAUUACUGAAGGAUUUUCUAUGUGUGGAGGCGACUUUGUCGAAGUCUAUAGUGAUGCAAGUCAAGAAGGAUAUUGGGAUGCUGUGGUGACAUGUUUCUUCAUUGAUACCGCGCACAAUAUUGUAGAGUACAUCGAGAUCAUAUCAAAGAUUUUAAAAGAUGGAGGAGUCUGGAUAAACUUGGGUCCGCUUCUGUACCAUUUUGCAGAUAUGUACGGGCAAGAAGAUGAAAUGUCUGUUGAACUGAGCUUGGAGGACGUGAAAAGAAUUGCUAUACACUACGGGUUUGAGUUUGAGAAGGAGAAGACAAUCGAGACUACAUACACAACGAAUCCUCGAUCCAUGAUGCAAAACCAUUACUCGGCUGCAUUCUGGACUGCAAGGAAGCGUUCGAAAGCUACUACAGACGAGAGGCAGCCAACCAUACCGUAGUCAUUCAGGACAUAUUAACCAUCUGUAUCGUAGCCAUUCUGUAUGUCCUGCCUGGUUAAACAGCAUAAUCAUUUGGUCGAUUUUGAUGGUUUCGCCUAUCUUCUGGGUUGUACGAUGUAACUUAUGCAGGCCAAAUCUUUCAUACCCUGCCGAUUUGAUGGAGCUUCUGCGGCAGUCUUAAACAGGAGUGAGCGUGUGAAAUUCAUUUGAUGUAGUUUUGAAGAACAUGUAAGCUAGUCAGAGUGCCAUUUUGUUAAUCCAGUUUGAUUUAGAGGGAUAAAUUUUGGAUCCUUAGUUUAACGCACUUUUGAGAUCUAAUAAUCCAAUUGUGAAGUUUAUACUAGCUGCUCUUCUCAAUUUGUCAUUGUGCUUCAGGUUCUUCAACCUCUGCCUCCCCUACUUCUUCCUCUUCACUAGCUGCCACAACUUCCUCAUCCUCGUUACGAGCGCCAUCCAUCUCCAUAUCGUCGUUUUCGUCGUCAACGUCAUUGCUUUGGUGCUCUGCAUACGCCUGCGAGCUCACCACCUGCCCUGCCAGGUCUUUGUGCUUUAGGUUCCCUGUCGAGAGAACAAAACCAAACCCCAAGUUUAUUAUGCAGCAAUCUGGAGUGGAACGAACAAACAGCUUCAACUAAAACCUUUCGUACCAAUCCAGCAAGUGCGUCCUGUUGACGUUGUCAGAAGGAGAGCUUUGACACGAAACAAGAACCGCUCCAUCGAUCGUUUCGUGGCAGGAAUUUUGGAUGCCACGGCAGUUUGCUUCAUCCCCUGUCCGGUCAGGACAACAACAUCAAAAUGGUGCUUUUUGGAAAUACCGUUCCAGAUGUAUCAAGUAUAUAUCAAUUUGGUCAAGACAACUGACCUUGGCUUCAGAACAAAGAGUCUGAAUUGUUCUUGUGCCCUUCUGAAACUCCAUUAGCUGGUGAUGAUCAUGAAACAGAUUCAAAAACAGUUGACGUAAUGGCAUACCUAACAGUAAUGGGAAAAAAUCCCAGAAUACGCUAGUUAUUAAAAAAAAUUCCCUAAAUACAGUACUUAUAAAACUAAUUCCCAAAAUACAGCAGUUUCAACAUCACUGUCUUUGUCUAAGACAGUGAUGUUGAUCACCGCUUUUGUCCAAAGCAGUGAAGCAGCGGGGUACGCAUCACCGCCUUGGACAAAAGCGGGGAAUGCAUCAUCGCUGUGGUCAAAAGCGGUGAUACGUUCCCCGCUUUGGACAUCAACAGUGAAGCCAUCACCGCUGUUGUCCACAGCAGUGAUUGCCCCCACGUUUUACACAGCCCUGGUAGGUGGACAGGUAGGUAACAGCUACCUAGCCAUCACCGCUGUUGACUAAGGCGAUGAUGGUUCACCGCCUUUGUCCAAAGCGGUGAUUGCCUCCAAUUUUUCCUAUAAAAAGCCACGCCCCCUCUUCCCUCCUGCUGCCAAACACUCCUGCUGCCAAACAGAAAAUUAGUACCAAAAUUAUCGUUUUCGCAGCUGGUUCCUCCGUAGUUUACUGCUCAAGAAACUCGUCGGGAUUCGGUAUGUUAGAAUUAUGUAUUGUUUACAUUUUGAUUAUGUGCUAGAAUUAGGUAUGUUAGAAUUAUAUAUUUAGAUUAAUGAUAUAUGUUAGUUAGUUAGUACUGAAUUUAGAUUAAUUUGUUUAGUUAUCAUGAUAGAUCGGGAUUGAGUAUGUUAUAAGUAUGUAUUUUUUACAUGUUGAUGUGUUAGUAAUUAUACUGUUUGUAUUUAGUGAAUUGCGGUUAUUGGAAAAUAUGUUAUGAUAUUAUUUAGUUUAAUUAUGAUAUGAUAGAUGUUAGUUAGCUAGUUAUGAAUUUAGAUGAAUUUGUUUAGUUUUCUCAUAAUAGAUAAAUUAGUUGCAU